AUGCGACCUGCCGUCUCUCUUCUCUAUACUGCGACAGUGCUUAGCACACUUGGACAAGCAUUCAGUCUUUGGGGCCAAUCCAAACCCUUGAGUCUGCAGGAAAGAGCAAGUAUCUGGGGUCUACCUGAUUGCGCUAGCACAUGUGUGACUUCCAGCUUUGGCGGCUGCAAUUCUAUCGAUGUCGAAUGUAUCUGCAAGAACAGAGUAUUCCUAGACAAUCUCGGAUGCUGCAUGUCUAAAGCUUGCGACAAAGCAGAUCAAGACGGUUGGCAACUUCCCACUCAAGCCUCAUUGCUUUCCAGACUAAUGUCAUUAUANGCUGCCAUUGGGUUUGCAAACAACUUCUGCUCUGCGUACAAAGUCAGCGAUCUGCCCACCGCUGCGACGUGCAAGUCGACCGAUGCAGCCAAAACCACUGAUAAGAACACCACGCCCGCUCCAACACUGGACCCCUCUUCUCCAACUUCAUUGCUGCCCGCCUUGAGUUCGGCAGCUUCAGCAGCUGUUGCUAAUGCCUCAAAUGGCACCAACGUCACUGGAUACAUCAGUACACAGCGUGUCACUGUCACAGCCACAGUCACAGCUAGCAGUACUGGACAGGCUCCUCGUGUUGCAGCCGAAGUGACGGGUUGGGUUUGGGGUAUGGGAGCCAUGCUAGCUGGCGCUGCUGCCGUGGUCGUUUGA
This is a messenger RNA of Aureobasidium musti, 684 nucleotides long. The record is from the annotation of a GenBank genome assembly. NCBI's taxonomy places the organism in Eukaryota, Fungi, Ascomycota, Dothideomycetes, Dothideales, Saccotheciaceae.